This is a messenger RNA of Bipolaris oryzae ATCC 44560, 585 nucleotides long. RefSeq lists its product as uncharacterized. The transcript has a single exon. The record is from RefSeq and is a predicted model, not a curated record. NCBI's taxonomy places the organism in Eukaryota, Fungi, Ascomycota, Dothideomycetes, Pleosporales, Pleosporaceae. The coding region runs from base 1 to 585 and encodes 194 amino acids.
AUGUCGCUAAUGCUUUACGCCACGGAAGAAUCUGCUAUCAAUAUACCAAACCCGUCAUGGUCCCCAGCAUAUGUGGGAUCCAACCGCAUCGUUGGUGCCUCAGAGUCUCAAGCUAAUGCUAGCUUGAAUGCUUGUUGUCUUGCACUCAACAAGUCAUCGCAACUGGAAAGUACUAAGGUGCCUACCUACGACUUUAGCAGUAUACCUUCAGAUGCCUUACCAUGUAUUCGAUGCUUCGAAAGGACAAGUAAUGUCAGGCCCUACGAACCCGAGCCUUUGCACGCGUCUGCAUCAAUAAAUAUGCAGCAGCAUUACUUUCCAAAAGAGAUAGAAGACUAUUGCCUCUUGGCCGGCGCAUGCGGCUCCCCAGGUAUUCAAGUGUUUGGUAGUGUCAAACAAGGAGACAAUGAGGUCGUUUUCGAUUGUUCCGGAAACACCUUUUCAACUCAUAAUGUUAAAGGAACUCUCUUGCCUGGGGAACGCCUUACAUUAGUAGGGUAUAUGAAGAUCGGCGACCAGUAUGUAUACUUCAGUGGAUUCAGUGGAUUGAAUUUAGACAUAUUACAAAAUGGAGAUGUCGUAUAG